Malassezia vespertilionis is the source of this 1344-nucleotide messenger RNA. RefSeq lists its product as uncharacterized. The coding region runs from base 1 to 1344 and encodes 447 amino acids. The transcript has a single exon. The record is from RefSeq and is a predicted model, not a curated record. Gene Ontology annotation, molecular function: carbohydrate:proton symporter activity. NCBI's taxonomy places the organism in Eukaryota, Fungi, Basidiomycota, Malasseziomycetes, Malasseziales, Malasseziaceae. Gene Ontology annotation, biological process: transmembrane transport; carbohydrate transport. Gene Ontology annotation, cellular component: membrane.
AUGGCUGCACAACACUCAUGGGUGCAAAUGGCAAUGGGACGCUGGGUACUGGGCAUUUCGAUUGGCUGGUUGAGCGCUGCAGUUCCCUUGUACCAGUCGGAAAUUGUCCCCCGUCAAGUGCGUGGUGCACUUGUGGGAACCUACCAGCUGUUUGUUACGCUUGGUAUCCUCCUCGCUUAUUGCUGCUGUUACGGUACACGGGAUUACACGAACUCAGAUGGCACUACAUCCUCUGCACAAUGGCGCGUCCCUAUUGGAUUGGGAUUUGCAUGGACACUCGUGCUUGCGGUCGGUAUUAUGUUUUGUCCGGAGAGUCCCAGGUGGCUUGCGAGACACCAGCGCUACGAUGAAGUGCAUCGCGUACUUGCCCUGGCCCGUGGUGUUUCCCGAGAGGACCCUUUCGUGAUGACAGAGUUUUAUGAUAUCAAGCGGGAGGUCGAAGCGGAGAUGAAAAUGGUAGAGCUUGGUUGGAUCGAUUGCUUCCGCACGAAGGACAAAUUGCUGUACAGAACUCUUCUUGGCAUUUUCAUACAAUCCUUGCAACAGCUGACCGGCGCCAAUUACUUUUUUUACUACGGUGCUACCAUCUUCCAAUCGGUGGGCAUUAGCGACUCUGUUGUUACGCAAAUCAUUCUCGGUGCUGUGAACACAGGCACCACAUUUCCCGGUCUUUGGGCAUUGGAUCGCUUUGGCCGUCGCAUAUGUCUCCUGGUAGGUUCUGCUUGGAUGGCCAUGUGGUUGCUUAUCUUUGCAACGGCUGGCGUAGCCGGCAAACCGAUUCGCUUUGUUCCCGGUGGCGAGGGUGUGACAAACCCUGAUGCACCCGCAGAUCCUGAAUCGAUUGGUACUCUGAUGAUUUGCUCUGCAUGUUUCUUUAUCCUUGCAUUUGCAAGUACUUGGGGACCGGGUGCGUGGGUGGCCAUUUCCGACUUUGUGUCACCACAGGCGCGCACUAAACAAUUUGCAUUGGCUACCAUGUCAAACUGGAUAUGGAACUUUUGCAUUGCCUUCUUUACACCCGCCAUUACUAACGAUAUUCACUUCAACUACGGCUACGUUUUUAUGGGUUGCAACAUAUUCGCCUUUUUUCUCAUCUACUUUUUCCUUUACGAGUCAUCCAACCUUACCCUCGAGACUAUAAAUGAAAUGUACUUGGACCCCAAUGUCAAGCCUUGGAAUUCCACGAAAUGGGUACCCAGUGGGUACACAUCUAGGGACGGAGUGAAGGAAGAUGUGGACAAUGGUAUACAAGAGGUGACUGGCGCCAUCGACGUGCAUGAUCCUGAAACUACGCUGAAAAACGAUUUUAACACUCGAGUGAGCAAUGCUGAAUAUAAUCCUUGA